Messenger RNA from Stylophora pistillata, 2390 nucleotides. RefSeq names its product F-box only protein 15. Lineage: Eukaryota; Metazoa; Cnidaria; Anthozoa; Scleractinia; Pocilloporidae. The record is from RefSeq and is a predicted model, not a curated record. Gene Ontology annotation, molecular function: protein binding. Gene Ontology annotation, cellular component: SCF ubiquitin ligase complex.
UGGCGGCAGAAUCUGUAGAAAACGUCGUUUGAGAUUAUGUCGCAGCAUCAAAAGCACCUUAGUGCGUAUUUGAAAUCCAAACGCUCUGGAUCAACAUCGUCAGGUGCUGCAACAGAUAGGAAAACCCUUACUGGAGUGAGAACAUCGUCAACCCAAAAAGGAAAAUCACAUCCAUCUGCUGAUUUGAAAUUGAAGAGAGGAUUGGACCUUACCAGGGUUCCAGAGGAAAUCCUCUUAAAGAUAUUCAAAUACCUGAGUCCGUCUGAACUGCUGGUAUGUGCUCAGGUGUGUCACAAGUGGUCUGCAGUUUCACAAGACAGCUGUCUGUGGGAGCCACUGCUCCCUUAUCUUCCGAAGCGAGUUAGAGACACUAUAACCUUUAAAGAAGCAAAAGAGGAAAGUUUUGACUGGAAGCAUGAAAUAAUCAAAAGAUGUAUUCAGGCAAGGAAUGAAGACAUGCUCAGAAAGCGUGGAGUUUCACCUUACACUGGAUUACAAAAAGAUGUGUUUCAUCCCCUUAGGUAUACUGACAUUAGAUGGAAGCUUUGUGUCACAGACACCUCUCGUAAGGAAUAUUGGAGGUCAUCUGACUGCAGCACACCGUUCCAGUCUUCACUCUGUGUCCGCUGGUAUUCUCUACAUUUACCACCUCUCUCGAAACUGAAGACACUCCAGGUGUUUGCUUUUGUGCCGGUUUUCUUUAGCAGAAGUUGGAAGCCUCACUAUGAUAGUGCCACUACAAGAUCUCUUAUCCUCCAAUUUGAUCUUCGCGGCUCUAAAGGUUCCCAAUUGGUUUUUUCACAAGCUACAGCCGUUAGUGGAGCUGGAAUGAUAACAGCGCAUGUGAUAUGUUCCUCUACAUUAGCAGCUUGCUGGAGCGCAUCUUGGAAGGUUGGUGGUGAGCUAGCUUUUGUUACACUUUGCCUACAUCAGCAUAACCUGACCAAAAAAGUCCUCCUGGGUUCGCAUUGCAGAACUUUCAUACCUUCAGCCCAUGUGCCUGUCCCUGAUGACAUAGACCCAAAGUAUGGACUUCAUGGAUAUUCUGCUACAAUAGAACUGAGAAAUCACAAAACGACUUUCUGGGGACGGCAGUACAGGGAACUCUACCAACAAUACUUGGCUGAUUCUUACGUUUCCCUUGGAGGUGGCGGCCACGAACAUGGUUCAUUUACGAGGAAGCUUUCACUUCCUUGGAAAACGGAAUUCUUCAAAAACGUCCUACCCGAUAUGUGUUUCUUAGAUUUGACUGUUCUACAUGAUAGGAAGCCUUUUUGGUGUUUCAGCUCGCCCGUAAAGAUUUUUAUCAACAAAGUAUUAGAUGGUGAUUUCACUUCAGACGGAGAGAAACAGUUUAUCGAAUACAGUGAUGAACAUGGCACUAUAAGAAUGGAUUUUCUUUGGAUCGAAGAUGAGGAACAAACACUUGUUACUAACGUUGAGCUGCGUGUCUUGAAGUCUUUUGUAAACUUCUGGUUCCACACGGCCUAUUGAAGUCAAAUGGUCUCGACCAGUCCCUGUCCCGCGACUCAAUACCAGUCCUCCCCGUUAAUUCAGAGGAGAGUGUCAUUACCCAAGGAGAGGAUGGUGAUGUUUAUCGAAUAAUGGGGCAAACUACAGAUGUAUAUUAGUUUGGACAGCUGGAUGAUGGCGUUUUGUGCGUUUUUCCAGCAACUACCUAGUUUAUUCAGGCAACGGCAUAAAAAAAAGUUUGCCGCUCAUCAGUUAGAAUCCCAACUGGGUAUUUCUAUCAAAGAUCUCGAGGCAUCAUUAGAAAUCUCGAUUUACUCUGCUAAAUACGGUAGUACAAUUCCAAAAAUGUUUUACUGCAAAUAUCAAAGUUUUUCAAAGAUUUUUUUUUUGAUUUUUUUUGAGUACUUAAAGUAUAUUGCCUGUCUAGGAGCUUGUACCUAGCGAAUACUAAUAGAUCGACCAGUCAGAACACGGGAUUUCCGAUUUGAAUUUUUAGUUUUUUAAUGAAUGGAGAAAAAGCCUUUGUACAGAUCAAUUUUACAUGACGGAUUUCGAAUAAUUUUCUGUUUAGGUCAAUAAAUAAUGUAGAACACCUCUAAUUUUCUCCUAAUCAACCUUUGACCCAGUGAUGAGGUGGUCUGUCUUAAUGAGAUCGACUUUAGUUCCAUAUCAUCUGCCCCCUAGAAGAGCACAAUAAAAAUCACCCAAAAACCACAAGAAAUUAAUCACGGUUCGGUCGAAAUGACACAAAUAAUCGAAAGUGCCAUAAUUUGCGUUUAUUUUUUUGAUGUUAUAUUUACGACAAAGCCUUACAAAUGAAUCGAUCGGGUUUAGUUUUGAAAAAAUUUGAAUAUCAAUCGAUAAAGCAACCGUUUUUUAGGCCCUCCCCAGACUUGGGAUUUAGUUGUCGACAACUA